Molecule: messenger RNA, 1551 nt
Organism: Guillardia theta CCMP2712
Lineage: Eukaryota; Cryptophyceae; Pyrenomonadales; Geminigeraceae
Exons: 15
Coding region: 1-1551 (516 amino acids)
Biological process (GO): pseudouridine synthesis
Molecular function (GO): RNA binding; pseudouridine synthase activity
Source: RefSeq, a predicted model, not a curated record
AUGUUCGACCUCCUCCUCCUCCUCCUCCUCCUCCUCCUCCUCCUCCUCCUCCUCCUCCUCCAAGAGUCUCCACCUGCACCUGCUCUUCCAUUUUCACAGCACACCCCCAUCUCUUCGUACGCAUCACACGUAUGCAGCGGCGAUCCGACUGCUGAUCAGCAUGGGAAGGAGCAGCGAGCGAAGAAGCAAGGGCUGCAGCCUGACGCCGACAUGCUUGCGGCGUCCAUGGCAGCGGCUACGAUAGACCCGACAGCUAUGAAGCAGCAGCAGCGACUGCCCUCAGAUGCGUUGAGGGCAGGGAACGAUGAGGAGGAGGAGAUGGACUCCGAUGAGGACGUCGGAUCUUCCCAGCUGCGUGAGACCGAUAUAGACUGGAAGGGCAGGAGGGAGGACACCGAGUCUCCUCCUUCUCUUGUUCUUGAGAUUGAGAAAGGACAGGUGUCCACACAACGGCUGGAUCAGUACCUGGCAGAGAAGAUAACGUUCAUGUCCCGAUCAGCCAUCCAGAGGUUGAUCAAGGAGGGAUGCGUUGUAGUCGCCGAUGGCAAGAAGGCUGCAAAACCUGCGGCGAAGCUGAGGGGAGGAGACGUGAUUUGCGUCUACUUUCCUCCUCCUCCUGGCUGUAAGGACAUCGAGCCCAAUGACAUCCCCAUCCACAUCCUGCAUGAGGAUGACAGCAUCGUCCUCGUCAACAAACAGCCCGGUCUCACAGUCCAUCCCUGGCAGGGCGUAUCAAGUGGGACGCUGGUGAACGCGUUGGCUUUCCACUUUCAGGUGCAUCUGCUAGCGAGCAAAGGAAUCGAUGAUAACGGAGAAAGCAGCGGAGCAAGGAGGGAGACUCUCUCUCUUCUGUGGGUGCGACCAACUCACGUCCUGGCAUUGUCCAUCGGCUGGAUCGGUGAAAGGUUCACAAGUGGAGUCAUGGUGGUUGCUAAGAGCGACCUUGCUCACUGGCGGCUCGCCGAGAACUUCGCGCAGAGAAAAGUGGACAAGAGAUAUCUGGCGGUUGUGCACGGAAGAGUGAACAAAGAUGAACAGCUGAUAGAUGCCCCUAUAGGACGAGACGUGAAGGUCAGGGAGCGCAUGUGCGUACGGGAGGGGAAGGCAGGGAAGCAAGCCAAGACCAUUUGUCGCGUGAGGGAGCGAUACAAGGAUUUCACGUUGGUGGAGCUUCAACUCCUCACUGGGCGAACGCACCAGAUUCGUGUCCACCUCUCGCACAUCGGACAUUCUAUCGCUGGUUUUUAUCUCUUCCGCAUCCUCCAACCUCACCUGCGCGUGUCAGGCGACACAACGUAUGGAGGGAAAGUGAUCCACGAUACAGACGUGGAGCGAGGAAGAGGAGAAGGGAAGCCCAUCUUAGUCAGGCAGGCGCUGCAUGCUACCUGCCUCUCAUUCGAGCACCCCAUCACCAGGGAGAUGGCGAAAUUCACUGCUCCUCUCUUCGAGGACAUGAAGAGGCUGGUCAGCGGAUUCUCGUCCUUACAUCACUUCAUUUCCUCCUCCUCCUCCUCCUCCUCCUCCACCACCACCACCAUGGCUAACGAAUAG